Linum trigynum is the source of this 2835-nucleotide messenger RNA. The record is from the annotation of a GenBank genome assembly. Lineage: Eukaryota; Viridiplantae; Streptophyta; Magnoliopsida; Malpighiales; Linaceae.
AGCAAGCCUUGAAUUCCUGAGGAGAAAUUUGGAUCAUGGUUUACGGUUCAUUUCGGUUGGUUUACUGAUCUAUUUAAACUUGGUCUGCCGUUCGGUUCGAGUUGUUUUUAGCUUAAUCAGCAAGUGUUCGUAUGAGGCGCGGGAGAGAUUAAACAAAACUCUACCCGACGAAGGCAGCAAUCGUUAAGCGGGAGAAUCUGACAUCACCACGCGUCUUUCUUCUUAAGUUCCCACAAAAAAACCGACACGGUUUCCUUUUCCCAAUUUCCUUCGACUGCAAGAGUUCCCCCCUCCUUCUUUGCUUAAUAACCAACAGUUCUCCAAUUUUUUCCUUCGCCUCAUCACCCGAAAACCAACCAACUGAUCAAUCUGCUUCCAAAGCUCAAAACUUUCCUGAAAAAUGGAGGCUUCAAGGAAAAAUCCCCUCUACCCAGAAGUAAUCCUCUCCAACCCCGAAAGACCUAUUGCCACAACCUCUUCCUCUUCCGCACCCUCCGCCCCAUCUCUUUACCCGACGAUCUACAUGUCGGAUCUCGCCGAGAAUCUCUUCCCCGAGAACGAAGCCGCCCUGGCGGAGCCGGCUCCACACGAGGAGCUUUUGAUCACGAUCCCGGGCGCCAUAGUGCACUUGAUUGAGAAGGACCACAGCGUGGAGCUUGCCUGCGGGGCUCUGGACAUAGUUACCUUCAAGCAGGGGGGAACAGUCAUCGCGGCAUUUUGUCGAAUAGGUGGCGACAUUCAGUGGCCGCUGGCGAAAGACGAGGCCGCAGUGAAGCUCGACCAGUCCCACUACUUCUUCUCGCUUAGGGUUCCUUCGGGGAGUCAAGAAUUCAGUGAUGAAGAGGAGGAAUCGAGGGGAAGUGGGAAUCAAUUCGAGGUCUUGAACUACGGUGUUACCUUUGCUUCAAAAGGGCAGGAGGGCUUGUUGAAGGAAUUGGAUAGGGUGUUGGAGAGUUACAGUGCGUUUUCGGUUCAGGAAGUGAGGGAGAAAGGGAUCGAUGGGAAUGUGGCCAGGGAGACUACGCCAGAGGAGUUUGGGAAAGAAGGGAAGAAGAAGGAGUUGAUGAAGGAAAACUCUGCGGCUUAUUGGACUGUUCUGGCACCAAAUGUGGACGAUUACAGCAGCUCCCUUGCUAGGAUGAUUGCGGCAGGAUCGGGGCAUGUGAUCAAGGGGAUUCUGUGGUGUGGGGAUGUGACUACUGAUAGAUUGAAAUGGGGGAAUGAUUUCUUGAAGAAGAGGUUGAAGAAAGGUGACACUGUGGAGGUCAGUCCAGCAACUCUGAAAAGGAUCAAAAGGGUUAAGAGGCUGACAAAAAGUUCGGAAAAAGUGGCUGUUGGACUCCUAUCUGGUGUGGUCAAAGUUUCUGGUUUCUUUACAAGUCCCAUUGUCAACUCUAAAGCAGGGAAGAAGUUUUUCAGUCUUUUGCCUGGAGAAAUCGUUCUUGCUUCAUUGGAUGGAUUCAACAAGAUUUGUGAUGCUGUUGAAGUUGCUGGAAAGAAUGUCAUGUCAACCUCAUCAACAGUCACAACUGGGCUCGUCUCCCAUAAGUAUGGAGAACAAGCAGCAAAGGCGACGAAUGAAGGGUUUGACGCUGCAGGGCAUGCCAUUGGCACUGCCUGGGCUGUGUUUAAGAUAAGGAAGGCUCUAAACCCAAAGAGUGCUUUCAAGCCAACAUCUCUAGCCAAAGCAGCUGUAAAGGCUAGUGCUUCGGAUCUCAAGUCUAAAUCCUCGAAGUAAGGAUAGCCAGAGUUCGAUUGGCGUUGGUUGUUGUUUGGUUUGGUUUGGUUUGGUUUGGUUUUUUUUUUUUUUUUUUUAUGUACAAGGGAUGGUGGGAUUUGUUUGUAACCAUAGAUAUUAGAUUUGCUAGUGUUGAACUGAAACAGAUUAUGUGCUCUCUCCUCAUUUUGUAAUCAAUGGCUUCACCUGAGCUCCAAUGUGUAAUGCAUUAAUCUUAAAACACUUGAAAAAAGAGGCCCAAUAAGCUGUCCAUUUGAAACUUGGGCGAUUGGGCCACAAAAGUUUUGGCCUUCUCAUAGUCUAAUGGUUGGAGUCGUUCAGUUGUUUACUUGAUACUUGAUAGAAGGUAAAAAUAUAAUAAUCGUAUGAUAAACAAGAUCAGAGUUUUUGCAUGUGAAACAACACAGCAAUGACGUGAAAUUGUUUGUAAACUAGGGUUUCUCAACCAAUCCAAAAUAGAAGCAGAGAGGAAGAACAAUGUCAAGGUGCUUGCCAUUUCCUCCGCCUGGUUAUGUUUGGCAUGGAGUGGAAGGAGAGGCAUUGAUUCAGUUGCUAAUCAAGGUGAUCGUUUCCUUCAUAAUGAGGUUCUUACACGCACCCUUAUGCCUUGCGCUGAUGGUUGUUGUUUGCUGCUUGUGUUUUAAAACUUCAGACAAGAGACGAGAAACAAAAGCAAAGAGAGAAGAGGAGGAGGAGGAAGCAACAUGAGUGGAAGAAAAGGAGGUUCUCUGUUGUAAUUGAUCCACUGGAUGAGUGUUCUGACAAUGACAACUAUGUCAAGAUGAAGAAGAAAAUCAGGUCGCAAUGUUUUGAUUAGACUAAAACGUGUGAAAUGAAGCAUCGAAAUACAAGUGUGGUGAUUAAGAGUUGCGACAUUUUAAAAAAAUGAUCGUUCUAUGUAACAAAUUGAAUAUAUGCAUAUGAAUAUUUGACAACUCGAGACUGAUAAUGUAUUUGAUUGACUCUUUAAGACAAGAAUCAAAGGCUGCUUAGAGGUAACAUUUAGAACUUGAGAAGUCUCCACUUACUAUACCAUUCUAAUUUAGAUACCAUGAAAAGAUGAUAGUAUGUGAGUUCAAUAUAAUCAUUACAUUUUG